This is a messenger RNA of Colletotrichum graminicola M1.001, 222 nucleotides long. RefSeq lists its product as uncharacterized. The transcript has 2 exons. The record is from RefSeq and is a predicted model, not a curated record. The coding region runs from base 1 to 222 and encodes 73 amino acids. Lineage: Eukaryota; Fungi; Ascomycota; Sordariomycetes; Glomerellales; Glomerellaceae.
AUGGCGCGCUUGCGGGACACCGGGGCUUGUAUCAUGGAGCUCGACGUCGCGGCGCUCGAGACCAAGGUCCGAGUCGAGAUCAACAACGCAGCCCCCUCGCCAAUUCCCGGCGAAGCAGAGACUCGCUCGAAUAAGCAACCCCAAGAACGCCGUCAAGACCCGUCGAGGCACGUCGAAACCCUCGCCCCCGGUCUCAAGGUUCUUAUCGCGAAGCCGGGCUAG